Molecule: messenger RNA, 1157 nt
Organism: Mycetomoellerius zeteki
Lineage: Eukaryota; Metazoa; Arthropoda; Insecta; Hymenoptera; Formicidae
Gene: wal
Product: electron transfer flavoprotein subunit alpha wal
Exons: 4
Coding region: 146-1147 (333 amino acids)
Biological process (GO): fatty acid beta-oxidation using acyl-CoA dehydrogenase
Cellular component (GO): mitochondrion
Molecular function (GO): electron transfer activity; flavin adenine dinucleotide binding
Source: RefSeq, a predicted model, not a curated record
ACCAUGUACUGUGAUGCCCUUACGAAUUGGUGCUUCUGCUAUAACUGGCAGGACUUUGGACUUGAUCGUCACUGAUUAGGGAACGUUAUUUUUUACUGCAGUUAAAUACUGAAGACGAGAGAAAAGAACCCGAAGUUCUGCAACGAUGUUUUCCAUCUGCGUCAAAACGUUACGGGCUACUAGCAAAUUUACUUCAUUGGCACGUUACGAAUCUACUUUGGUCAUUGCGGAGCAUAACAGUAAAAACCUAUUGCCACUCACCUGUAACACAUUGACAGCUGCCAAGAAGAUAGGCGGCGAUAUUACUGUACUGGUAGCUGGCACGAAAUGCCAAGCAGUUGCACAGAAUGCAUGCAAAGCCAAAGGCGUGUCCAAGGUCUUCCUCGCAGACAGCGAUGCGUUUAAGGGAUUUACUGCAGAAUCGUUGACGCCGCUUAUACUUAAGCUGUGCAACGAACACAAAUUCACACAUAUACUAGCUGGUGCAAGUGCAUUUGGCAAGGCAUUGCUUCCCCGAGUUGCAGCCAAGUUAGAUGUAUCACCAAUAAGCGAUGUUAUCAACAUAAAAGCUUCGGAUACUUUUAUACGUACUAUAUACGCUGGUAAUGCCAUUCAGACUCUUAAGUCUAAGGAUAAUGUAAAGGUAAUAUCCAUAAGAGGUACUUCUUUCGAGUUGCUACCUUUAGAAGAUGGAGACGCUAAGUGUGAAACUGUCCCUACUGAUGAUUAUACUUCAAAUCAAGUGGAAUACGUCAAACAAGAGCUCAGCAAAUCCGACAGGCCAGAAUUAACAUCUGCCAAAGUUGUGAUUUCCGGCGGACGUGGAAUGAAGUCCGGAGAAAACUUUCAACUGCUGUAUACAUUGGCAGACAAGCUCAACGCGGCAGUUGGAGCAUCCCGUGCCGCGGUCGACGCUGGCUUUGUGCCAAACGAUAUGCAAAUAGGGCAAACUGGGAAAAUUGUUGCACCUAAUCUAUACAUAGCAGUUGGAAUUUCGGGAGCAAUUCAGCAUCUUGCUGGAAUGAAGGACUCCAAGACGAUUGUAGCUAUUAACAAGGACCCGGAAGCUCCCAUUUUUCAAGUAGCAGAUUAUGGAUUAGUCGCAGACUUAUUUAAGGCUGUUCCCGAAUUAACAGAGAAGUUAUAAAUUAUAAACA